Messenger RNA from Acanthochromis polyacanthus (spiny chromis), 8165 nucleotides. Its product is annotated as adenylate cyclase type 9. Gene Ontology annotation, biological process: adenylate cyclase-activating G protein-coupled receptor signaling pathway; cyclic nucleotide biosynthetic process; intracellular signal transduction. Lineage: Eukaryota; Metazoa; Chordata; Actinopteri; Pomacentridae. Gene Ontology annotation, molecular function: adenylate cyclase activity. The record is from RefSeq and is a predicted model, not a curated record.
ACACACACACACACACACACACACACACCCUCUCUCUCCGGUCCAGAAGAUGGUGGCGGCUGCAGCGUCCGGUGUUUCCUCACGUGUCCGCGCUGCUGACCGGAGAACCGGGAGCUCGGCGGUCUGAAGGAUCUUCUGGAGGAAUGAAGGUGUUCUCUCCAUCCGCUCCGGUACCGGGGUCCUGAUCCAGCGGCGGCUCUAACCGGAGGGACGGUGCACGGCUUCGUCCUCUCUCCGCUGCGGACCGAACUUUAGUCCAGAGGAGGACGUGGAUAUCCGGAACCGCCUGAUCCGGACCCGGAGACCGUCUGGAGGCGCACUGCGUGGCCGUGGACAGCAGGGCAGCAUUGAUGCAUCACCGAACCGGAUCGGAGGAACGGGACUGGAGGAGUAGCUGAGCUCCUGCACUGAAUCUGCUUUCCAUCGGUUCCGGUUCUUCUGUCUGCAGAUCAGCUGAGUUUGAGGCUCCGGACUGAAGACAGGAAAGAAAGGGCUCCUGUUGGGCCCUGCAGCGGGACGUGGUUCUGAUCCAGAACCGGAUCUGGGUCGCUUUCUGUUGGUGUCCAGCUGAGACCUGAAAUGAAAAUCUGAGCUUCUGUUCAGCUGCAGAUGUGGAAUCGGACACGGACUUGUUCUGAAGAACUUUGUUCAGCAGAACCAGGCUCGGUUCGGAUGGUUCUGUUGGUUUGUUCUGAGAGAAAAACAUUUAUUCUCCUGUUCUGAACCUUUCUGUUCUGUGAUUCUCUCACUUUAUCCAGAUAUUUCCAAUGAGUGAAGCUCAGUGUGAGCUGCUGAGUUGGACCGAACCGAACCGAACCGAGCCGAACCGACAGCAACGAGCUGCAGGAUGUGGAGGAAUGCAGGGACUGACGUCAGGAGGGAAAAAUGAAGCUGUCAGAAACUUUGGAUCAGAACACCGCAACCAGAACCUUUUUCUUUGGGCUGUUUUUCAUUUUUUAGAUCAACUUUUGAGAACAAUCAGCUGUUAAACAAUCCUCUGCCUUACUGCCUCACUCUAAGUUCUGUCAGAAAUAAGCGUGCCUUCCUCCCGGUGUCUGGUUCUGGACCGGUCCAAACAUGGCGUCUCCCCAACACCAGCACCUGCUGCCCCACAACACCGAGGUGAGCUGCGACUCCAGCGGAGAUGGAGGCGUCUCUGUGAGGAUCGGAGUCAAACACAAGCAUGGAGGCGGGCCGCUGGGCUCCAUCGGGGGAGGAUUCAUGGGGGGAGCCAAGCACUGCAAGUACAGCAUUUCCUCUAGCUGUAGUUCUGGAGAGUCCGGAGUGAGGAGGCCGGCGGUCCGGAGUUUUCGUGCUCAGAAGAAGAUGCCUCAGCUGUUUGAGAGAUCUGCAGGUCAUUUCUGGGACCCAAAGUUUGACUCUCCGAUCCUGGAGGAGGCCUGCAGAGAACGCUGUUUCCCUCAGACCCAGCGGAGGUUCCGCUACGUCCUCUUCUACCUGGUGGCUGUCGGCUUCCUCUGGGGGUUGUACUUUGCUGCCAACCCUUCCCGAUGUGACCGAGCUGCUUUCCUCCUCCCCACCGCUUCCUUCCUCCUCUUCUGCCUCCUUCUUUUCCUCCUGACCUUCACCAAGCUCUACUCUCGCUGUUACAACCAAGCCUCUCUGCUGCUCAUCCUGGUGACCUUCAUCCUGACCCUGGCCCCUCAGAUCCAGACAUCGGGCUUCAGGGACCCGGAGGCCCCCACGCCUACCCUGGAUGUGGAGGAGUCCAGUGGCAUUGGGCCUUCGUACAACCUGUCCUAUGAGAAGCUAGUGGGAGGGAACACCUGGCCGCCAUGUCUGACUCCUGUAGGCACCUUCUCGCUCUGCAUCGAGGUUCUCCUGCUGCUCUACAGCGUCCUCCAUGUUCGCCUCUACGCCUCCGUCCUGCUGGGGUUUCUCUACUGUCUUUUUGAGAGUUUGGGCUGGCUGCACUUGACCCAGGUAGGGGAGAGGUGGAACCUAGCCUCUCCAUCUGACUGGGAUACGCUGAGCUGGUUGGGCCCGGCCAAAGCCCUGCUCCACCUCUGUGCCCACGCUAUCGGCAUCCACCUGUUCAUCAUGUCCGAGGUGCGCUCACGCAGCACCUUCCUGAAGGUGGGACAAGCCAUCAUGCACGGCAAAGACCUGGAGGUGGAGAAGGCCUUGAAGGAGCGAAUGAUCCACUCAGUUAUGCCCAGAAUUGUGGCAGAUGAACUGAUGAAGCAGGGCGAUGAGGAGAUAGGAGACGGAUCUGUCAAACGUUACUCCACCAGUGGUGCUGCUGCCGCCAUCUCCAGCCCUAAAAACAAUAAGCGCAAGAAAACGUCCAUCCCACGAGGCCAGAUCAUCUUCAGGCCCUUCAACAUGAAGCGGAUGGAGCCCGUCAGCAUCCUCUUUGCGGACAUCGUGGGCUUCACUAAAAUGUCUGCCAACAAAUCUGCUCACGCCCUCGUAGGACUUCUGAACGACUUGUUUGGACGUUUCGAUAGACUCUGUGAGCUCACCGGCUGCGAGAAGAUCAGCACUCUGGGGGACUGUUACUACUGUGUGGCUGGUUGUCCUGAGCCCAGGGCAGAUCAUGCGUACUGCUGUGUGGAGAUGGGCCUGGGCAUGAUUCAGGCCAUCGAGCAGUUCUGCCAGGAGAAGAGGGAGAUGGUGAACAUGAGGGUGGGCGUCCACACUGGCACUGUGCUGUGUGGCAUCCUGGGAAUGAAACGCUUCAAGUUUGACGUCUGGUCGAAUGACGUCAACUUGGCCAAUCUAAUGGAGCAGCUGGGCGUGGCCGGGAAGGUCCACCUGUCGCAGGCCACCGCCAACUUCCUGGACGACCGCUACCGGCAUGAAGACGGACAAGUCAAUGAGCGAAUCGGGCAGAGCGUGGUGGCCGACCAGCUCAAAGGUCUAAGGACCUACCUGAUCUCUGGCAGAAAGGUGGAGCCUCUGUCUCACUGCAGCUGCUCCCAGAUGGGCUUAUCUGGACCAGAACUUGCAGAUCCGGCUCCUAGAGUUCUAACUCCUGAUGGAGGACCGUCGGCCGGCCCACUUCCUCCAGACAGAGCCAAGUCGCCCUGUCUGUCUUGCAGCGUGGCCUUGAUAGCCGGCGAGGAUCGGGUUCUGGAGGAAGGAAUGCACAAUGGCUGCCAUGACGACCACAAGACGAGCAGCAGCAAGGACUCCUCCGAUCUGAAGUGCUCCCCGGCGGUUUCUGCAGGACGAAGCCCUAAAGCCCUCAACGGCCUGCUCAGUCCCCGGCUGGAGGCCCUGACCAACAGCCAGACGUCGCUGUGUGAGAUGCUGCAGGAGAAGGAGAAGAAGACGUGGAGUGGAGGAGUGCUGGGCAUGGACCACUCAGCGCUCAUCCCGCUGAGAUCCAAGAACUUCAGGGAGAGAAGUGAUGCUCAUUUUGUGGAUGUUAUUAAGGAGGACAGUCUGAUGAAGGACUACUUCUACAAACCUCCCAUAAACAAGCUGAGCCUGACCUUCCUGGAGAAGAGCCUGGAGUCAGCGUACCGGAUCAGCUACCAGGAGGAGGUGGAGACCCAGGCGGCCGUGCAGACCUUUGCCAGCCCCACGUUCAGCUCUUUUCUGGACAUGCUGCUGUGCUGCUCUGUGUUUCUGGCUCUGUCUCUGGCCUGUUUCCUUCAGCCGCUGGUUAGCCAGCAGACUCUGUCCACGCCGCCGCUCAUCCUGACGGCUGUGGUCGCUGUGCUGGAGGCUCUGGCUCUGCUCUUAGCUAUACGCAUGGCCUUCUACCUGGACACUGUUCUGACCUGUACUCGGGUUCUGAUGAGGUCCAUCUCUGGCUGGAUAGCGCGACAUUUCAUCGGCGCCGUCCUGGUGUCGCUGCCGGCGGUGGCCGUCUUCUCUCACAUCACCUGUGACAUGCAUCUCUCCGUUCAGUUCACCAUGUUCACCUGCUGUGCCGUCAUCAUCGUCAUCAUCCAGUACUGCAACUUCUGCCAGCUCAGCUACUGGAUGCGCUCUACGCUGGCCACACUGGUGGGACUGGUGCUGCUGGUCCUGCUCUUCAGCGCCCCCUGCAGUCUUGCUAAGAGUCUGUUUUUCUGGUCUGAUGAUCAGAACAACAGCAGCUCCAUCAUCAUGUAUGACCCCCCAGGAGACGCAGACCCACCACCCCAGCCCCAGGACCUUCUAGGCCCUGAGGCCUGCGUGGCGUUCUUCCUGCUCCUGCUCCUGGUCUGGUUCCUGAACCGUGAGUUUGAGGUCAGUUACCGUCUCCAUUACCAUGGCAACGUGGAGGCUGAUCAGCACCGCAUCAAGAUUCAGAACAUGAGGGACCAGGCCGACUGGCUGCUUCGUAACAUCAUCCCCAUCCACGUGGCUGAGCAGCUGAAGGUCACCCAGAGCUACUCCAAGAACCACGACAACGUGGGCGUGAUCUUUGCCAGCAUUGUUAACUUCAGUGAGUUUUAUGAGGAAAGCUACGAGGGCGGUAAGGAGUGCUAUCGCGUCCUCAACGAGCUGAUUGGUGACUUUGAUGAGCUCUUACGGAAGCCGACCUUCUCAAACAUCGAAAAGAUCAAGACGAUCGGCGCCACCUACAUGGCAGCGGCCGGCCUGAACGCCCAGCAGUGUGCUGACGCUGCACAUCCUCACGCACACCUCCGGGCUCUUUUUGAAUUUGCCCUUGAAAUGAUGCGAGUGGUGGAUGACUUCAACAAGAACAUGCUGGGCUUUGGCUUCAAGCUUCGUAUUGGGUUCAACCACGGGCCUCUAACAGCAGGGGUGAUUGGCACCACCAAGCUUCUCUACGACAUCUGGGGAGACACGGUCAACAUAGCCAGUCGCAUGGAUACUACAGGGGUGGAGUGCCGCGUUCAGGUCAGCGAAGAGAGCUACUGUGUGCUCAGUGGCAUGGAUUAUGACUUUGAUUAUCGCGGCACAGUGAACGUCAAAGGCAAAGGCCAGAUGAAGACCUUCCUGUACCCUAAAAGCAGUGACAGCGGCCCGGUGCCUCAGUACCAGCUCUCCGUCUCACCAGAGAUCCGAGCGCAGGUGGACGGUAGCAUCGGCCGCUCUCCCACCGAUGAAAUCGCCAGCAUGGUGCCGGCAACGAGCACGACCACAAGCAGCACCAGUACCAUGGUUCCCAGUACCAGCACCGGGUCCUCUACUGCUGCAGGGAUAAGCCAUGGGAAGGAGGCAGACGGGCGGGAAAGACGUCCUGCCACAGAAACCUCUGCUGCCAGGAGGUCAGUGUCUCACAGCGGCCUCACAUCUUUACCUGCAACCAACGUGGAAGGACCUCCUCCCUCCUCAGAGAACAAAGAGCUCAUCGUCCCAUCAGUCCAGCAGGAUCCGCCCCAGAACUCUACAAACUCUCCCAAAGACACCAAGAAGGACCAGUAUGAGGAUGGAUAUGACAGUCGUGUUGGAGAACUAACCCGACUUUAAGAGUUAGUUCCUUUUAAUAUCAACCCUUUAAGCUCCAGAACUGCUCUUCAUUGAUCCUACAAGUAGAGACAAGAUGUGGAGGAACCACAUCCCUCUUCUCAUUGGCCUGGAAACAGGUUGUUUUUAGUGUAAAUAUGAUUGGCUGAUGUUCUCAAAGUUGCUGGGUGGACCAUGAAGAAGGUCAGAGGCAUGGGAAGAUGUGCAGCUGACCCUGGACCUUCUCCUGCCUGCUACAGAUCCCAUCAUCUGCCGUUAACUUACUUGAUUAUCUUUACACCUUUAAUCUUGAUCAUUUCUUUCAUAUAUCUUUUAAGUGCCUUUAGACUAGAAUAAUAUGUAGACUAAGCCUUUCUGACUAAGAGAAAAACAACACAAAGGGAAAAUUUUAAAUUCUGAAACUUUUUUGAAAACAGCAACAUUUUUUUGUUACCAGUUUACUUUUUAAACUGUUUUGCUAUGAUACUUUUGCCUUUUAUCAAAGAGGAGAGGAACAGCAUAAGAAGCAUCUCAAAGUGUGUCAAAAGAAGGGAAAAAGAUGUUAGUCCAAGAUAUGUACUUGUAAAAUCUGCACUAAUAUGCUGCAGAGCCUGUGUCCAUGUUGCUCUGAAAGCAGAAACCUGUUGAUGGCGGCAGGACUAACCAGUACAGGCUGGGAUGAGCUGUGUGAGUGUGUUAGCAUGCACUGUGUGUGUCUUUGUUAUGCAGCUUUAAUCAGGAGAGUUGCCUAAAAGUUACUCAGAUGACCUGCAGGAUUACAAACACUUCAGAACGGCGUUGGACAGUAAAGAUCUCAUCACUGAUGGUCUCAGCUACAUUUAGUCAGCAUGCUAGCAGCUAGGCUAACUGCUGCUGCUGUUUGUGUCCUUCAUUCAUGACCAACACUCUUGUGGGACCUGAAGCUCGUGUUGAUGAGUGUUUCAGAGGAUCCUCCAGACCUGUGGUGAACCUGUAGAGAGUCUUCAGACGUGAGGUGGAUGACAGAAGCCAGCUGCCUCGGGUUGCUAUGGGUUACACUGUGUGCUAGUUGGAGGAGCUUUUCAUGGAUAAUCAAAGUGGAAUGUCACUAAUAAAAUCUACAUGUGUUUAAUAGUGUUUGUUGUUACACAAAACUUGAACUGUUUAUUUGAGGCACCCCUUUCUACGUUGUAUUAUUUGAAGGACAAUCCUGGAUACAAACUACUGGACGCUUCUGCUGCUUCAUCCUUUCAGUGGCAUGAAUCUUAAUGUAUUAGCGCUGUAAAUGCACAAACGGUGAUGACUCCAGAUCACAAGGUGUUUGGGGUUUUGGUUUUAUUUCAUGCUUUCAUCUUUCUUGCUGUUACAUCUCUCUUUCACUGUUUCUUAAAAAAGGGUUGUGUGCUCAAAGGCAAAAAGUUUCACCAUGAAACCCACUUAGUUUUCUGAUUUAUCACAGCCAGAUAUCCUGAACUACACAACCUCAUCUUUUUCAGUUUCCUAAUAAGACAUUUUUAGUAACCUGACAAAUGUCGAGGAAAUACGGAGAACCAAUCUGCCUUCGUUUUUCGAACAAUCUUUUAUGUUUCCUGCUGCAUUUGAAAUGAUCCUGAUAGUUAAAGAGUUGGUUUGGUUUGUUUUCUUGUAGCUUGUGCCUUUUAACUUUGACUUUCAGUUUUAAAUUGCUUUCAUUCCUGAAUACAGCGAACAUUUCUCCACAGCAUGUGAUCUGAGAACGUCUGUAAAGUUUUCUCAGAUCACCAGAUUUGAGCAGUGCCUUUUCUACAUGUGUAAACCUUUGACAUUAAUUUGAUUCCUUCUGUUGUAUGUAUUUGUCAGAUGUGGUUGUUUUAAAUGCAGUACCAGUGUCUUGACAGGUUCUUUUGCCCAUGAGCACACAACCCCUCCACUGUACAAUGAAGGGAUGCAUAGAGUAAUUAUCAUUUAGUGCUUAAUGAAGGUCAUGGUGUUUGAGUGUCAGGUGAAGCAUAUAAGCUACGUUUCUUUUUGUUUUUCUUGGUAUGCUCUUUUAAACAAUAUUUUUUUAUGAGGUGUGAGCGAUGAGACGGAGGUGUAAUGUCACAGGUUUGAUACCCUCCUCUGUGUUUCACUGCAGACAUUUCUGUUGAUCUGGUUGAUUUAUUGAGAUGUAAGCAACAUUCUGACCAGCAGAAUGGCACACUGGGUAAAAUUUGAUGCCAAAGAGUGUCAUUGCCAUCUCUUAUUAUAUCUUAUUUAUUUUCUUUUGUAUGCUGUCUUAACUCCUUAAUUUGCAAGUCAUUUAUAUACCCGCUGUUAAAACACGAUUGCACAAGGCACUCACUUUUUUGUACAGUAUGCCUUUGUAUUGUAAAGUAUUUGAGCAUUUUCUAUAAUUUAUAUAAGCGCAUGUUUUAGAGUAUUAAAUAGUCUAAAGAACUGAGUAACUUUAACCAUGCUGGAGUAGUACCUGUGUGUUCUGUUUGCCUGCAUGUGUGUAAAUCAUGUGUGAGUGUUUGUAAAACUGUGUGGUUGUGUGUAGUUUGGGAGGGAUGCUCCAAUCUGAGCAGGAAUGUAAUUUUAGUCGACUUUUAUCACCGCAGAACGUGUGACAUGCUUGACCAGAAUCAAUCAGUAGAGGUUUCCCUUUUUCAAAUUCAAAGUAGCCAAAUAAAAUGAGUGAGAUGCAGGAAGAUACCUGCUGGUAGGAAGUACCGGAGUACUGCUCCCACCCAGUUUCAGCCAACUGUUGCUUUCUUUGAGUGUGUUUUUGUACAUAGCACGCUAACAGGUGAAGUGAAAGUUAAAACUGAAUAAAGUCAGUUGCUGGGAAA